AAGAAGUUGAUCAAUUACCAAAAGAAAUCAAUGUUAAAGAACACCAAAAAUAUACUGUAAUAAUACCAUAUAUUAUGGAAAAAAUAGGACAAGGCGAUAUAAUAGAACCAAAGAUCCUAGCUGCACAAAGAACAGACCAGUGCAAAAUAUACCCAAACCAAUGGUCAUGCUUUGGAGGAAAAGUAGAACUGAAUGAAACAUAUUUCGAAGAAAUUGUACGAGAAGCACAAGAAGAAUUGGAUCUAAAAAUAGAUCAUUCACGAAUGCAACUUAUCAUGAUACACAACUAUCAUUCACACAAUCAAAAUGGAACAAAACUAUUAUACAAUCAUGAAAUCGAAACUGUAUCCGAAAUGAAUAGAGUAACCAUACCAAUUUGGUUAUAUCAUUUAACCAAUAAAGAAAAGAAUUCUAUCAAAAAUAUGGAACCAAAUAUCCAAACAAACUUCAAAUACUUAUCACAAAAAGAAGUACAACACUUAUGCUUCACACCAACAAUCCACAUGAAUAAACAAAAAUUAUUUGAAUUAUUAAUACCAUAUUACGAAAAUGAGUACAUCACUAAAAAGGAAAAGAUCACUUAUGAUCCACACAGAUUAGAUCAAAAAAGGGAAUACGCCAAAGAAAAACCUUUACGCCAGAAACUAAAUAAAGGAGUGAAAAAACGCCAAAAUCCUUAA
Molecule: messenger RNA, 680 nt
Organism: Ambispora leptoticha
Lineage: Eukaryota; Fungi; Glomeromycota; Glomeromycetes; Archaeosporales; Ambisporaceae
Source: the annotation of a GenBank genome assembly